AAUUAUGGGAGCUAUUUGCUGAACUAAUACUAAUUAUGAAGACAACACAGGCAACCAUUCUGGGAUAAAGCCCAUAGUCAUCGAAACUGAGACAUGGAAAAGAGACUCACAUGGCCUAUUUGAUUAUGAGACUAAUGAUGUUAUCAAGAAAACUCUCAGAUUAGCUGGCACCGCUCAAAUUUAUAGAAAUGUAGACGAUCUUCAAUUUCUAGAGUACUCUUAUUCUCGCAUAUUGAGAAAAGAUAGACUCUUAAGUGAUAACUCUCAGGCUGGUCUGUCCAAAACCGAGCAUAACAUCAAUGAUAUCUGUGAGGAAUCCAAGAUCAUCCCUAAAGAGAUGGUUAAAAUGGCUAAUCCUUCAUUGAUAAAUGAACCUGAUGAUCAAGAAUCCAAUCCUGACCCAAUAGUUCAAAUUUUAUACACUGAAGGACAAUAUUGGAUAUAUCACAAGGCUUUUUAUGACAAGAGAGAUGACUUCAUCUCUCAGCCAGAGAAGGUAAUCUGGUAUUCAGUUAGAGACUUCAGAAAUUCAGCAUCUUCACUCGGCUACAAACUCAAGAAAGGAGAUAUUUUGAAAUUUGGCAGAGCAAGACUCAGAGUCAAAGAGAUAUCGACUGGUGAUAAUGCAUAUGACACCGACACUCGGAUCAAAGGUGAGGACUCUGACUCAGGCUUAUACAUACCUGAAAACUUUUUCGUUGCUGAGGAAGAUUUAUCAGAUGAUCCAUCCUGUAGAAUUUGUUUUAACUCCCAAGAUGAGCUUAACCCUCUCAUUUCACCAUGAAAAUGAUCAGGUUCACUGAAAUAUAUUCAUCAUAAUUGAUUAAAAUAGCUGGCAAGAGAGUAAGAGGACUAUCAAAGUGACUGGUAAAGCAGUUUCAUACCAUUGGAAGAGUCUUGAGUGAGAAUUGUGCAAGACUCCUCUUCCCGAAAUGACAAAGACCCAAUACAGCCUAGUUUCAUACGAUAAACCCUAUUCCAACUACAUGAUUCUAGAGAGCAUAUCUUCUUCUUCAGCAAAAAGCAUCUAUGUUGUAAACCUUGAUCAAGAAAAUAAAACUUUCAAAAUUGGAAGAGGUCAUGAUACUGAUAUCAGAGUGUCUGAUAUUAGUGUUUCAAGGCUCCAUGCCACAAUAGAAGUUACGGAUGAAAAUGAGCUGGUUAUAAAAGACAACAAUUCUAAAUUUGGAACUCUUGUGUGUCUCCAACAUCCUCUUUUACUUUCAGAAUUUGACAUCAUUCAUCUUCAAGCAGGAAGAACAUUAUUAGAAAUACAAAUGAAAGAGAGAAAAGACUGGACUCUUAAAAGCUGUCUUUGGGUCAGACAAAAUAAUAACGAGGAAAACCUAGUCAGAACUGAAAACUACCUGGGCAAAUUUGGCUACACCGACUCCUUCCUGCCAAAAGAGUUCAAAAUAUUUUGGAAAAAUCCUAAAAGUAGAGCCAAUAGUCUGGAAUUUGUGAAAUGACCACGCACUGAUUCUUUUGAGAUGGAAUCUCUCACUAUACGCCAACUUUCUUCACAAGCUAUAGGCCAAUCAUAA
Molecule: messenger RNA, 1544 nt
Organism: Moneuplotes crassus
Lineage: Eukaryota; Ciliophora; Spirotrichea; Euplotida; Euplotidae
Source: the annotation of a GenBank genome assembly